Molecule: messenger RNA, 1731 nt
Organism: Iphiclides podalirius (scarce swallowtail)
Lineage: Eukaryota; Metazoa; Arthropoda; Insecta; Lepidoptera; Papilionidae
Source: the annotation of a GenBank genome assembly
AUGUUUUCAAAGAAGAAAAAGAAGCCCCUUAUUUCACCACCAAGCAAUUUUGAACACAGAGUGCAUACUGGUUUUGAUAAAAGGGAGGGCAAAUAUGUAGGACUCCCAUUGCAAUGGGCUUCUCUUGUUGGUAACAAUCAGAUAUUUAAAUCAACAAACAGACCUCUUCCAUUAGUAGAUCCAUCAGAAAUAACUCCCACUGAAAUCUUAGACUUAAAGACAAUAGUGAGAGGUGAACACAGGUCUGCAUCUGUUGCAUCUAUGACUCGGCCUCCAUCUACAAAUCCCACAGUUCUCACUACACAAACAGUACAAAAUGGAGUGGUCUUACCUAAAACAUCAAAUGUGGCUAGAUCAAAUUCUCUAAGAAGCACAAGUCCUCCUCAUAUCAGAAGAGACUUGCGCAAUCAAGCUAAUAUUCCACCGGCAGUCCCUGAAGAAUCACCUCCAGUGCCUCCUGCUCCACAGCAAUACCCUAGCUUAAGACGUGAGCAAAGUAAUUUUGCAUUGAAAAAAUCCAUACCAGAAUCACCAGUUGAGUGGUCACAGGCAGCACAUGAUGCUACUGUAAGACCAUUAUCAGAGCCAAAUGAUACUCAACAAACAAUAACAUACCAAAACAUACAGAAUGCUAAUGUACCAUACCAACAUAACCAUCCACCUCAAGCACAGACAAUUCAACAUUCUAUGCAAGGGCUCAAUGGAAACAGUGUUAAUAUGGGUGAUUCAUACUCCAUGGCAAGGCACCAGCAUGUUGUGCCCACAGGAGCACCAUCACAUUUACCACUGGCUGCUUCUAAACAUGAAUUGCGUUUAACUCAUGAGCAGUUUCGAGCAGCACUGCGUUUGGUUGUAAGUGAAGGGGAUCCUAAGACAACACUUGUUGGCUUUAACAAAAUAGGCGAAGGUAGCACAGGUGUCGUUUGUUCUGCUACCGAUACUCGAACACGACGACGAGUUGCAGUCAAAAUGAUGAAUCUUAGGAAGCAGCAGAGAAGAGAGUUGCUUUUUAAUGAAGUGGUAAUUAUGCGUGACUACCCUCACGCGAACAUAGUGGAAAUGCAUGCCUCAUACCUAGUAGGCAAUGAAUUGUGGGUAGUAAUGGAGUAUAUGUCUGGAGGCUCUCUUACUGACAUAGUGACACGCUCACGUAUGGACCCAGAGCAAAUUGCAACUGUUUGUAAGCAGUGCCUAAAGGCGCUAGCAUUUUUACAUGGUCAAGGAGUUAUACAUAGAGACAUAAAAUCUGAUUCCAUACUAUUGACAGCAGAUGGCAGGGUUAAAUUGUCUGAUUUUGGUUUCUGUGCUCAAGUUUCUCAAGAAUUACCCAAGCGUAAGUCUUUAGUGGGAACUCCUUAUUGGAUGUCCCCUGAAGUUAUAUCGAGACUUCCGUAUGGUCCUGAGGUAGAUGUAUGGUCACUGGGCAUUAUGCUUGUUGAAAUGGUUGAUGGAGAACCGCCAUUUUUCAAUGAGCCUCCACUGCAGGCAAUGCGACGUAUACGCGAUAUGCCCCCACCGCGACCACGUGGUGCUGCUAGAUGUCCGCCCGACUUAUUGCAAUUUGUGGAGUGUGCAUUGGUUAGAGACCCCGCACAAAGGCAAUCGGCUGCACGAUUGCUACAUCAUCCUUUCUUGCGUCGAGCAGGGCCUCCGGCAUUAUUAGUUCCGCUUAUGCCGCCCCACCACCAACAUCAACAACAGCAAAUGCCUACACCGACACAAAUGCACCAG